Molecule: messenger RNA, 1686 nt
Organism: Scleropages formosus (Asian bonytongue)
Lineage: Eukaryota; Metazoa; Chordata; Actinopteri; Osteoglossiformes; Osteoglossidae
Product: lysosomal-associated transmembrane protein 4A-like
Exons: 7
Coding region: 155-871 (238 amino acids)
Cellular component (GO): lysosomal membrane
Source: RefSeq, a predicted model, not a curated record
GAGUUGUAAGUCCGUCAGAUUUUUGUUUGGGGAAAUUUACUGCUUGCAACACGGCUUGCAGACUCACUGCUGCUGGUUUGCUUUACGUCAUCGCGUUGCGGUGGCAGUCUCUCAGUGUCAGGGGUAGUGUUUUCUUGUCGUGAAGGUUUUGACCAUGUUUCUCCCGAAAACGGAGUUCGACCUGCGCUUCAAACCGAGCCGAGGCAGGCUGUACUCCACAAGAUGCUGUGGAUGCUGCCAUGUCCGAACGGGAACCAUCAUACUCGGUACUUGGUACAUGGUUGUAAACCUACUGAUGGGGAUCCUGCUGACUGUGGCCGUUACCCACCCAGAGAACGUCCCAGCCGUCGACAUGCAGUAUGAAGUUAUCGAGCACUACUUUGUCUCAGAAAGGAUGUCAGAAAAUGCCUCUGUGGGUUUUGCCAUGUCUUUGCUGAUGCUCACUAUCAGUGCAAUGAUGGUGUAUGGGGCCAUAACUUAUCGUGAUGGCUGGAUGAUUCCCUUCUUCUGCUAUCAGCUGUUUGACUUUGCCCUGAGUUGCUUAGUGGCAAUCAGUUCUUUGACAUACCUGCCCCGGAUCAAGGACUACCUUGACCAGCUGCCUGACUUUCCCUACAAGGACAACCUGCUGUCCCUUGACAACAGCUGCCUGCUUCUCUUUGUCCUUGUGUUCUUUGCAUUCCUCAUCAUCCUCAAGGCCUAUCUGAUCAACUGUGUGUGGAACUGCUAUAAGUACAUCAACAACCGACGUGUGCCUGAGAUCGCAGUGUACCCCUCUUUUGAAGCACCCCUCCAGUACACCCUGCCUACAUAUGAGAAUGCAGUGAAGAUCCCUGAAAAGGACCCCCCUCCCCCCUACAGGCUUGCCUGAAGGUUGACUGCCACACUGACCCCCGUGUGAUGUUCUGCCUUUGCCACACCUUCAUAGAAAUGAGGAUGUCCAACUCAUGUUAAUCUUUCUUAGAACCAACAAGCUGAAGAAACCUACUCACUUGACUUGUGGUUGCUUUCUUCCUCUUGUCUUCUCAUCCUUCAUUUUUUUUUUUUUAAAUUCUGAUUAAAAGAAUAUUCUGACUUCAGUAUAACUUUCAUGCUUAAGUCUUGUUUUCCAAUCAGUAUAAAAUAAUUCUAAGAAGUUAACUUGGGUACUUUAUGCGGUAUCAUUUUCUUAUUUCAUCUUUUUAUGGUUUAAGAUGAUUAGUACAGUUAUUCAGUUAAAGGUUGCAAUGUCUUAAGGGAAUUUCAGUUUAAGUCCAAGUGUCUAUCCAGUAGUCCCUUUUCAAAGUAAACUGUGCUGUCUUUGUGUGAAGGAAUUAAACUCAAAUGCUGUGAGCUUGAUUCAGAGAUGCCUCCCCUUACUGGUCCUGUCUUUCAGUGACCAGCUACAAUUGUGAACAGUGGAUUUAUCUCUUCCAUUUCUAUUGGUUCCAUGCCUUGUGGAAAGAAUGAACUUCAGACAAAUAUGCAUUAAUUCUUUGAUUGUAUUGAGUCAUACAAAAUUCUGAUGUUUUCAUGUUGUACUCACUAAAAAUUAUUUGAACCUAUGGGGAAGAAAAGAUAAUGCAUUAAUACCAUGACUAUAUAAAGUUGAGUUCAGUUGUCCCCGGUUCAGUAAUUCGUUUGGAAAACAGAUGAUUGAGAGAAAAUGUUUGGCAAAGAAAAAUGAUUAAAAUCGGCAUUAUCGUA